Messenger RNA from Geodia barretti, 285 nucleotides. The record is from the annotation of a GenBank genome assembly. Lineage: Eukaryota; Metazoa; Porifera; Demospongiae; Tetractinellida; Geodiidae.
AUGACCCCAGCGACCCGAUGGGCAAGAUAUUCUUCAAUAUCCCUAGCCACCUUUGCCGAGUUCGAGGCCGAUCUCAUUCGGAUGCGGACGCGUGAAGGGAUGGCCAUCGCCCGGGGCAAGGGCAAGUUGCGCGGCAAACAGCCCAAGCUCUCCGAAAAGCAGCAGCGGGAACUCUGCCGCAUGCACGCCACCGGCGACUAUUCCAUAGGCGACCUGGCCGAGGUCUUCGCUGUUUCGAGACCCACCGUCUACAAGACGCUCAGCCGAGCGGCAACUCCCACAUGA